This is a messenger RNA of Vollenhovia emeryi, 1489 nucleotides long. RefSeq lists its product as uncharacterized. The transcript is spliced from 2 exons. NCBI's taxonomy places the organism in Eukaryota, Metazoa, Arthropoda, Insecta, Hymenoptera, Formicidae. The coding region runs from base 155 to 1186 and encodes 343 amino acids. The record is from RefSeq and is a predicted model, not a curated record.
ACUAGUACUUAAAGGCAUUGAAAACAGAUGGCAUGAAAUUUCUAAAGCCACGAAACUUAGCUUACCUCAAUUUUCACAUGCAAUAGAUCUAAUUCUCAGUUCAACUAGCUUUUCUUUUAAUGACCAGAUAUAUGAACAGAUCUUCGGUAGUCCCAUGGGGUCUCCCCUAUCCCCUAUACUAGCGGAUAUAAUUAUGGAUGACCUAGAGACACACUGUAUUAAUUCGUUGGAUUUCGAGAUACAAGUAUAUUAUAGAUACGUUGAUGACAUAUUCCUAGUCCUCCCUGAGGACAGACUCCAAGAAGUGUUGAAUACUUUUAACAGCUACCAUCCUCGUCUACAAUUCACCUCCGAGAUUGAGAAUAAUAAAACACUCAAUUUUCUUAAUGUGUCUGUCCUCAGGGAAAACAACAAAAUGAUAACGAAUUGGUACAGAAAACCGACAUUCUCGGGAAGAUACAUUAAUUACUUUUCGAGCCACCCGACAAAAUACAAAAUUAAUACGAUCACAACUUUAGUAGACCAAGCCAUUUUACUUUCUGACGCACGUUUCCAUAACAGUAACAUUAAGUUAAUUCAAGACAUUCUCCUAAAUAAUUCUUAUCCCCCCCGUUUUAUUAAUGAACACAUUACAAAAAGAUUAAAACUAUUACGUCAUCGACACAAUACUAACACUAACGACCCUCCAACUGAGAGCCUUGAACGUAAAAAUUAUCUCACUAUACCAUAUAUCAAUGGUAUUAGUGAAGAAAUAGGACGCAUUUUAUCCAAAUUUAAUAUGAAUAUUGUGUUUACUGUCCCUAAAAAACUUGACGUAAUUAUAAGAAAGGGGAAGGAUAAAAUAAUUAACACGAAACAGACCGAACUUGUCUAUAAAAUUGAUUGUAUUAACUGCGACGCGACCUAUAUUGGCCAAACUAAGAGACAUAUUGCAACGAGAAUAAAGGAGCAUUGCAACGACAUCAAAAAACCGACAUCAAAUCACUCUGUCGUAAGCAAACAUCGGACAACAUUCGGACAUGAGUUUGACUGGUCAAAUCCUUUAAUUUUACACAAAGAACGACAUUACAGACGCAGAGAAAUCGCAGAGAUGUUUUUUAUCAAGAAAUUUAAUAACACUAUUAACCUCCAGAAAGACACUGAAAAUCUGAACACGAUAUAUGAUAAAAUCGUUCGACUCACCUAGUUUCAACUUCACAUUUAUUUUAUUUAUUUGUUUCUCCGGUCCCCUUCUAUAUGUCAUGACGGGAGGAUCUUAGCAAUGUCCCUUUGUUCUGUUCCAACUAUUUAGUCUCUUGGUGACAUGACACGUGCGAAGACGUAUAUUUCUAUGUGCGAUGACGAUUAGCCUUUUAUAUUUUCCUAUGCUUCGUUGUCACAAGCUAUAGGAUCCACUUGAAAAGGACCAGUAUUACUGGCCGAAACGUCGUGGUAAAAUUUAAAAUAGAAUAAAACUGCCAGCCUUGGUCGAUCUAAUCCCCGAGUAUUU